Sardina pilchardus (European sardine) is the source of this 27297-nucleotide messenger RNA. Its product is annotated as nesprin-2. Gene Ontology annotation, cellular component: perinuclear region of cytoplasm; membrane; nuclear envelope. Gene Ontology annotation, molecular function: kinesin binding. The transcript has 112 exons. The record is from RefSeq and is a predicted model, not a curated record. NCBI's taxonomy places the organism in Eukaryota, Metazoa, Chordata, Actinopteri, Clupeiformes, Clupeidae. The coding region runs from base 233 to 24136 and encodes 7967 amino acids. Gene Ontology annotation, biological process: nuclear migration; nucleus organization; cytoskeleton organization.
CAAAAUCUGGUUCCCGAACUUUUCGAAUCUUUCAUCGCCACUUCAUGUCUUUGUGUGGGUUUGAUGACUAAAUGUUUGGAUUCCUCUCCAACACACCUGAUCAAUCAUGACCUCACCCUGAAUCUCUGCUCACCACCACACCUUACAGAGAUCCACCAUGAUGCUGCUAGGGGUCCCCUGUUGAGUGCACCCCCCCACACACACACCACCCCUUAUCCCUCUCUAGGGAGCCAUGGCAUCAGGAAGGAACCACGAGGACGACUCCGCUAUGGAAGAGGGGGCUGUUCCUCUAGACAUCGACGAUGUCCACAUGCUUUUGCAAGUGGAACAGGAACAGAUCCAGAAGAGGACCUUCACCAACUGGAUCAAUGCCCAGCUUUCCAAGAGGACACCACCCACCGUGGUCCAGGACCUGUUCACAGACCUGCAGGACGGCAUGCGGCUCCUGGACCUCCUGGAGGUGAUGAGCGGUCAGCGGAUGAAACGAGAGAGGGGCCAUGGUGUUUUUCAACACAGAGGAAACAUUGAGACAGCAUUGAAGUUCUUAAAGACUAAAUCGGUCAAGCUGGUGAACAUCAACAUCCCCGAUCUUAUUGAGGGCAGACCGUCCAUUGUGCUCGGUCUCAUCUGGACUAUUAUAUUACACUGUCACAUCGAGGAACUGGCCAGCACGCUGUCGUUCGGCUCCAGGCAGUCGUCCCUGGAGUCCCUGGCCAGCCUGGACUCUCUGCCCGGCUCGGCCUGCAGCAGCCCGGUGCCGGGGGGCAGUCCGGUGCCCCGUGGACGGAGCUCCCCGCUGCACGCCCGCUUCCGCCUCUCCGCCAAGAAGGCCCUGCUGCUCUGGGUCAGGGACCAGUGCCACAAGGUCGGCUGCUCCAUCAGUGUGAAGGACUUCAAGUCCAGCUGGAGGAGCGGCAUGGCCUUCCUGGCCAUCCUGUGCGCCCUGCGGCCCGACCUGGUGGACCUGCCGCGGGCCCAGAGCCGCAGCUCCCUCCAGAACCUGGAGGAGGCCUUCCGCCUGGCCGAGCAGGAGCUCCACAUCCCCCGCCUGCUGGAGCCAGAGGACAUUGAUGUGAGUGACCCUGAUGAGAAGUCCAUCAUGACCUAUGUAGCCCAGUUUCUGCAGUACUCCAACGACAUGCCCUCACCUGAUGACGACAUCCAGCUGCCCACUGCACCCUCUCCCUCGUGUCUCCCUCUCUCUCCUGUCAACCUGCCUUCCUAUUUCACGCCGGCCGUCACGGCCUCCCCCCUGCACCAGGCUUCGCCCAGUCAGAAGGCUCGAGAGAUGGCCUGCUGGCUGCAGAAAGCCUAUGAGGAGUUAGAGGAGGUGUGGUCCUCUACUGAAGGUGCAGGAUAUGCAGAAAGGUACCAGGCCUUCCAGGCGUUCAUUUCGUCGUUCUAUGAGCAGCGGCGGCCGGUGAUCCCCCUGCUGAGUGCCAUGAAGCGCAGCCCCAAACCCAGCCGAGAGCAGAUCGCCCUGCGCCAGGCCUGGACCACCCUGGAGCAGAAGCUGCAGCAGUAUAACACUGAGCUGGACGUGUGCUUGCCCGCUCCCCUGGACACCCUGGGGGUGUGGCUUCAGCGUGUGGAGGCGGUCCUAGUGGAAGAGGGAGGGGUCGCAAAAGACCACGCCCACGCCGCCCGGGAGGCCAGAGAGAAACAGGAGCAGCUCAAGGUGCUUGUUCAGGACAUGGGUCUCCAUCUGAACACUCUGCAUGUGUUCUCCAACGUCAGCCCCAACGAGACCACGUGGGUGCCCCCGGACAAGCUGGACGAGCUCAAGAGACGGUUCACCAGUGCCCGAGUGACGGCGAAGUACUACGGCAUCAAGCUGGAGUACCGCGAGCAGCGGCACACGGUCUCAGAGCUGCUAGGCCAGCUCAACAGCAGGCUGAAGGCCUGGAGAGGGCCGUACAGCUCCCAGGAUGCAGUGCGCUCCCUCCUGCAGGACUGGCACGAGAUUGUGGAUAAACAGUGUCUGGUGUCCCUGUUGAUGGCUGCAAUCCAUAAACUGAAGCAGACAGCCAGCACCUACACAAGCAAAGCAGCUCUCGCGGACGAUGCCCAGAUGGUCAGCAGACAGGUGCGGGAGGUGGAGGCGGAGGCGGGCACCAAUGCCGAGGGCGUGAUGGCGGCGCGGGGCACCAUGGGACGGGUGCUGGCCGCCUGGGAGUCCUACAGGGACCUGCUCUUCGCCAUGCAGGUGUGGCUCGGGCAGCAGACCGAGGCCACGGACGCCACAGUGAAGGAGGACAGCCUGCGUGAGUGGAUCAGUCGUCACGCCCACCUAAACGAGGUGGGCAACUUCCUGAUUGAGUCAACGGAUGGCCCCACCAGCUUUGCCCUGGCCAACGAGCUGUGCAAACUCAACAAGCAGUGGGCUGAUUUUGUCAAACGCACAAGAUUUGCUGUGUCCGCUGCUGCCCCCUCGGUCCCUGCGUGUGCCCAGGCGGCGCAGGUGCUGGUGGAGGAGGCGGGCUGGAUGGCCAGGGAGCCUGUGGAGGUGUCCUCUGGAGCCCUGCGCACCUACAGGAAGAGGCUGCAGGUAAUGGUUAAGAAGAUUGCAGAAGUGGAUCUGGACACUUUGGCCACGUCCCCAGAUUGUUCCGCAGAGACUCUGGAGAAUUUGAAAGAAACUCUUCCUAAGCUGCGUGAGUCUCUGGGGCAGGUGCAGCAGGUGUGUGAGGGGGUGCAGCGGGGCGCCUCCCUGCUGGAGGGCCGCAUGGCGGAGCUGGUCCACUGGAGCACCGAGGUCUCCGAGGCCCUGGACACCCUCAGGGAGUGGGAGCGCCGCGGACAUCCAGGCCUUCGCCCCAGAGUUAAAACGCUGAUCUCCCGUGGCCUUCAGCUGGAGGCCCAGCUGGUCGCUGAGGAGCAGGAGCUGCAGGCCUCACUGACCGCAGCCCAGCAGAGCUCCAGCCUGCCCUACCUCAGCAUCUCCACCCUGCAGGUCCGAGUCAAGGAGGCCACCGCACAGACCAAGGAGUUAGUGGGGAUCCUCAGCCGUCUGGAUGUGAAAAGGGAGGGGGGAGCCACCAAGGGUCAGCCCCCACCUAAGGUCAUAAUCCGGGCACAGAGCCAGCCAGACCUCCCGCACGCCACUUUUGAUCAACACUCUCCAGCAACCCAGCUUUUUCAGGCCCAGAGCCAGCCGGACCUGCAGCAGGGCACUUUGGCUAAACACUCCCCAAAAGCCCAGCGUUUUCAGGCCCAGAGUCAGCCAGAUCUCCCGCAUGGCACUUUGGCUAAACACUCCCCAAAAGCCCAGCCUCUUCAGGCCCAGAGCCAGUCAGACCUGCAGCAGCAUGGCACUUUGGCUAAACACUCUCUGAAACCCCAGCGUCUUCAAGCUCAGAGCCUGCCUGAAAUUCCCGCAGAGGACGAUGAGGGGACUCCCUUGGGCGAGAUCCGCGAGGUCCAGGCUCACACUCGUUCCAGGGUGCAGUCUCAACUUGCUCAGUCCAAAAAGCAGUCUCAGGACAUAGUAGCAGUGGUCAGCGACCCCCAACAUCCACCCAGUAGCCCCGCAGGGAGGCGCACAUCUCCUCCCCAGGAACCCCCAGACUCCUCACAGCCUCUCACCCCUCCACAAACCCGGAGCCCUCAGACGGGAGGCCGCACCCCGCGCACCCGGCAGAGGCCGAAGGGGGCCUCGAAUCCAGGCCCGGGUAAGGCAGCGGGUCCCCCCAAACCCCCGGGCCAGAACGAGGUGUACCUGAAGGCCCGCUCGCUGGCCCGGAGCAGGCUGGACGGGGCCCAGCAUCGGCUCCAGCAGCACAUCCAGGAGGCCAUCGUCAUCUUCAGCAACAAGACCCUGUCAGCUACCCUGGAGCAGGGCAAGAAGAAGGAGGACACCAUGAAGAUCCUGAAGCCCGCUCUCCUGGAGGAGUUUCUGGGGAGUGUCGAAGGCAUGAGUCGGUUCUGUUCCGAAGUCCAGCUCAGAGAGAUGGAGCUUCUAGCCCUGUCAGUGCGUGGCCAAUGGGAGGGUGUAUGCUUAGCGAUAGCGUCCUUUUUGCCACACUUGGGGUGUGAACUUGUGCGGGGACUGUCGGCUAGGCCGGCUGUCCCUAGGCACGUGCCCCACACUCAAUCUUCUCCAGGCCUGCUGCAGCCUGUGUGCAGUGAACAGGCAUGUGUGGGUGCUGCGGAUUCUGAGGGGCGAGUGAGGACCCUGAGGGGGCUUAAGGACACGCUGAGCCCCCCCGAGCCUCUGGUCCGGGCCACCACCUGUGUGACGGAGACAGCCGGCAGACUGGAGGUGGCCCAGCGUCAGGGCGGCCGAAGCAGAGAAACAGCGCCCUCAUCUGCCGGGGGGGAGACGACUGGAGACAGCACCCCACUGAGAGAGGCUGCCCAGCCUGCUGACCUGACGCCAAACCCGGUCCAUUCGCAGGGUGGCACGAGAGCUGGGAGGAGUAUGAAGACGCUGCAGGUGCUUCAGAGGAGCUCGGAACCACCCAGCGCGACCAAACAUGAUGAGGGGUCAGUAGCGGCCACCCAGGAAGCACAGAUGCGGUAUGGUGCUGCUCACUCGGCCUUCCACCUGCAGCUGCAGAGGAACAGCCAGCGUCUGUGUGCCGAGGUCCCCCAGGGCUCCGCUACUCUCCAGCUCCUCCACACUCUCCUCCAAGGCCUCCAGGCUAUGCGGCAGGAGACGGAGGCUCUGUGGUUUGAGUACGAGCUGCAGUUCUCCCAGUGUGAACCCCAGCUGGAGGAGGUGGGGGAGGGGGAGGAGGAGGAGGGGGGGCUCAGGAGGGAGAGGGCCCAACUCAUCCAGCGCUGGAGAGCACAGCAGAUCUGCCUUCAGGCCAGGGUGAAGACUCUGCAGACUGCAGUGACACUCAUGGAACCAGCAGACAUUCAGAUAGCAUUUGUCAGUAACCGUCUGAACUACAUUACCCAGAAUCCACUGAACAUCACAGAAUUCACCCUUGUUGACUCAGGAGCCAUACAUGAGGAACUAAAGCUCCUGGAUGACAACAUUCAGACGGAACUGGACCGUCUGGCUGGAUUCCAACGCUGUGACAGCGCCCCCGCUGACCCCAACACUGACCCCAGCGCUGACCCGGCUCUCGAGCCGGUCCACUCGGCCAUCCAGCAAGCGGUGCAGAACUGCCGCAGCCGCCUGGACCAGCAGCGGAAGCGUCUGAGGAGAACCGACUCGGCUCUGGGCAAACUGGAGCGCUUCCUGGGCCCGCUGCAGCAGGCCGGUUCCGACCUCUCGGGCCUCCUCGUCUCGGACGACUCGGGCGCGUGGGAGGACAGCUCCAUGCUGACCCCCAUCCAGAGGAGGGCCCAGGAGGCGGCCGCCGAGGCCCCGCGCGUGGACUCCCUCCUGGGGGACGCGGGGCUGAGGAUCACCCUGGAUGGUGCUGCUGGUGGUGGUGGUGCUCCGGGCUCCUGUCGGGAGGUGGCAGGAGCUUUGGAGAGACGCGUGGAGGAGGCCCAUGUCCGUGUAUCCUCCCAGCCAGUGAGGAGCCACAAGAGAGGAGGAGGAGGAGGAACAGGGGGAGGAGGAACAGGAGGAGGAAAACAGAAGAAGGAACAGCAGAAGGAUGGAGAGAAAGAAGAGAAGGAGAAGGAGAAGGAGAAGGAGGGGGAGCGAUCGCUGAGCCAGAGGAAGAGGACGCUGGUGGCUACCCUGAGGGAGGUGAAGGGAGGCGCAGAGACCAUGGGCCUCAAGGAGCCCACACUGCCAGCCCUGCAGCAAAGGUUGCGGACGUUGACUGAUAUGGAGAGCAGGCUAGCUGCUCUGUGGACAGAGCUACAGAGUCUGCAGGAGGCCUCUGCAAAGAUGACCAAUCGGAAGACAGAUCCCAAAGAGCUGGGCACUCUGUGGGAACAGACCCAACUGGUGGUCAAAGAGAGGCGUGAGCAGUGCCAGUGUGUGAUGGAGCUGCUGAAGAGGUUCCAGGGCUGCCGCAGCCGCCUGGGUCUGGUCCUGCAGCAGGCGGAGCAGACCAUCGGAGAGCAGGCGUCCUACAUGGGCAAGGACAACCUGCACCGCCUCCUCCACAGGGUAACGGCCACUAAGGCGGAGCUGAGUGGCCUGGGGGAUGGCGUGGAGGAGAUCCGGAGUGUGUGCAGACAGCUGCAGCACCAGCUGCGGGGGAUCCCCGACUGCGUAGACACCCCGUUCGAGAACGAGGCCGACGCCAUUAUGGACCGCUGGCUCGAUGUGAUGGAGCGUACGGACUGCUACCUGGAUAACCUGCGGGUGAGCCUGGCACUGUGGGACAAACUGCUGCUGCUGGGGGGAGAGGUGGAGGGCUGGAUGACCAGGAAGAUGACCUCCUUUGUCCAGCAGGCCCAGCCUUUCCAGAGCGAGCGGGAGGUCCUCAGUAUGCAGGAGGAGAUGAAGUCCCAGGAGGAGAAUGUGGAGCACUUCCACCGCCGCUCCUGUGAGAUCCAGCACCUUCUCCAGAGCCAGGAAGCACCGCUGGAACUACAGGUGAUGGAGAGCCAGCUGAGGAACAGGAUGGAGCAAGUCAGAGAGCUAUUCGCCGAGAGCACCGACGUCUUCAAGGAGCUGCUGGCCGCCAAGGGCCAGGUCAGCGCUAAGAUGGCCACCUGCCAGACGGCUCUGCAGGGCAUCCAGGACGCUCUGAGGAGCCUGGGGAGCACUCAGGGACAGCCUCUCCUCAAGAGACUACAGGCGCUCUCUGGCGAGCUGGACGCGCAGGCGGGGCAGGUGGACGCGCUGCAGCGGGAGCUGGUCCUGAUGUCCAGCGUGACCAGCCAGCAGACGCUGCAGGCGCUGACCGCUGAUGUGGCACGGCUGCAGGAGAGCGUCUGCACAGCCAGGGAGCUGCUACAGCAGACCAGAGAGCAGGCGGAGAACGCUCACAGGUUGGGUGAGGAGCAGAGGGAGUUGCAGGAGUGGCUGAAGUCUACGGAGCGCUGGGCCCUGGAGUCUCAGGAGGACCGGGGCGGCCUUCAGGUGGAGAUGACCAGGCAGAGUGAUCGCAUAGAGGCCUUCUGUGCACUCAUCAGCUCAGUUCAGGGAGGGGACGCGGAAAACACCAGUCUCCUGGAGAACUGCCGGAAGCUUCUAGAACGCCACGACCACCUCCAGGCUCGGCUCCAGAGCGCCCCACAGGAGUCACUCAUCCGGGAGGAGACGGAGAACCGGACACUGGAAGAGGAGACACAGGCUCAGCUCCAGAGCGCCCCCCAGAGCUCCUCACAGGAGUUACUCCUCCAGGAGGAGAUGGAGAAGAGCACCAUACAGAAGUCACUCCUAGAGAAGGAGAAGAAGAAGAACUCCUCACAGAAGUCACUCCUCCAGGAGAAGGAGAAGAAGAAGAACUCCUCACAGGAGUCACUCCGCCAGGAGGAGGAGAAGAAGAAGAGCUCCCCAAAGGAGUCACUCCUAGAGAAGGAGAAGAAGAAGAACUCCUCACAGAAGUCACUCCUCCAGGAGAAGGAGAAGAACACCUCACAGGAGUCACUCCUCCAGGAGGAGAAGAAGAAGAAGAGCUCAUCACAGGAGUCACUCCUCCAGGAGGAGAAGAAGAAGAAGAACUCACAGGAGUCACUCCUCCAGGAGAAGGAGAAGAACACCUCACAGGAGUCACUCCUCCAGGAGGAGAAGAAGAAGAAGAGCUCAUCACAGGAGUCACUCCUCCAGGAGGAGAAGAAGAAGAAGAACUCACAGGAGUCACUCCUCCAGGAGGAGAAGAAGAAGAAGAGCUCCCCAAAGGAGUCACUCCUCCAGGAGGAGAAGAAGAAGAGCUCCCCACAGGAGUCACUCCUCCAGGAGGAGAAGAAGAAGAGCUCAUCACAGGAGUCACUCCUCCAGGAGCAGAAGAAGAAGAAGAGCUCCCCAAAGGAGUCACUCCUCCAGGAGGAGAAGAAGAAGAGCUCCCCACAGGAGUCACUCCUCCAAGAGGAGAAGAAGAAGAGCUCAUCACAGGAGCCACUCCUCCAGGAGGAGAAGAAGAAGAAGAGCACCAUACAGGAGUCACUCCUCCAGGAGCAGACAGAGCUCCAGACGCUUGCAGAGGAGACGCAGGCCUGGGUUAGAGAGACGCAGCAGCGCUUGAAGACCCUUGGCACUGGGACCCAGGGGAGCCAGUCUCAGACUCAGGAGAGACUGCAGCAGGCUAAGGCGGUGCUGGCUCUGAGACAGGAGGGCGACUCGCGGCUGGAGGAGCUGAGGACUCGGGCUCAGAGGCUGUCCCAGCAGGAGGGCCUGUUGGAGGGGGGCCAACGCAGAGACGUCCCGCACCUCAUCCAGGACACGGAGGCCCAAUGGGUCACCUUGCAGCAGGAGGCAGAGCAGCUGAGCAGACUCCUGCAGGGGGUGCUAGAGAGGGCCUCCUCCUGCCAGGACCAGCGGCAGCAGGCCUGCCUCCGGCUGGACGAUCUCCGGGGCCAGGCGGCCGCGCUGCCGCGUCUCUUCCCUUGGCCCGGCGCGGCGGAGAGGCAGCAGGCUGCCGAGCGCUCCAGGGCCCUCCUGGAGAGAACCAAGAUGCUGGGGCCGGCGCUGUCCGCCCUGCGGGCCCAGAGGAAGGAGCUGGUCCACCUGACGCAGGACCCCAGCUGGACGGAGCCGUCCUGGGCCGUGCUGGAGGACGGAGCCCCUGACCUGAUCAGAGAGCUCAAUGUCUUGCGUCAGGGCAUGGAGAGAGUGGACAGGGACCUCAAGGAGGCCACUGCCCUCUCCAUCUCCCUAACCAAGAGCCUGUCCAAAGACGGUCAGUCCGCCCUCACAACACAGCUCCAGAGUCUGCAGGACUCACGGGCCGCUCUGGAGAAGAUGACCCAGGACAUGCUGGCCGAGCGAGAGAGACAGAAGCAGCAGCAGCAGGAAGCUGAGAAGAACCAGAGACUCAUGGAGGAGUCCUCCAGCCUGCAGAGGGCACUGCAGGGUCUGAAUGAUGCCCUGGAGCAAGAGCUGAAGGCCGGGGAGCAGCAUGAUGGUGUUGACCAGCUCCAGAAGCACUGGAUCAACUUGAAGGCCCUGGAGAGCCAACAGGAGGAACUCAUCUUGCACCUGCAGAAGCUGCAGGGCUCCGAGAGGACAGGGAGUCCCUUGCCAGACGAGCUUACCUCAGCCCUGGGGACCCUCACCAAGCAGUCGGUCAGCCUCAGCAUGUCCUUGUCCGAGAGUCUGAGGGUGUGUAAGGAGCGGACCGUGCUCAGCGUCCGUGAGUCCAUCCAGGCCCUCCGUCUGUGGAGCCAGAGUCAGCCUCAGCAGCGCCCCCAGACAGCUCAGUCUAUUGAGAUGGCGCUGCAGGAGGGAGAGACGCUGAGACAGAGCCUGCAGGGGGCGCUCUCGCACACGGACUUCCUGAGCAGCAUCGUGGGCCAGCAGCUCGUGCAGAGCCUGGAGAGGGAGGGGACAGACGCUCUGAUGGACAGCGCCACUCAGCUCAUGGGCCUAUUGCAGAGCCUUCAGUUGGCUAAGAGUCCAGUGGAGGCGACACACGCCGCCUCAGCUCAAGAGACGGUAGCAGAGAGCGCAGCACGCGAGGAGGAGGAGAGAGCGUCACAGACCCUGUCCACAAACACCCCCUCCGGUCGCUCUGUGGAGCCCACCUCAGGGCCUCGGAGAUCGGCCGAGGUUCAAAGCACGCCGGCCGGGACAAUGGACAGUGAUGCACAUGACGCUAGUAGCACAUCUGAAGUGGAUGCUCACGUGAUAGCAACACAUAGCGCAGCACGUGAGAGCACGCCACAGACCCUCUGCACAAAGACUUCUUCUGAGCUCUCUGUGGAGCUCACCCUAGGCCAGGAAUCGACUGGGGUUAGUGGCCCACCUCCAGCUAAGACGUUGCACAGCAAUGCACAAAAGACUCCGUCUAAACUCCCUUUGCAGCUUACCCAACGGCAGGAAUCUACUGCUAAUAGCAUACCAGCCAGUAAUGCACAGCAAGCUGAUGGUAGCUUUGAACCAGGCGCUACCUUGAGGUCAAGCCGUAUCGGCGACACACCCGUGCAGGCUGCUGGUCACAGAGAAGAGCCGGACGGCCCUCCUAAACCUGUGUUCACUGUUGUCCUGGACGCAGACCUCACGGGUGCUAGUGACAGUCAACCAGCCAAAGAUAUUUCAAUGUCUAGACCCCCUCACGAUAUGUCCAGUCAGUCUGAUGCUGUGACCACUCCGCACCGUGAAGGCAUGAAUGUACCAGAGACGAGUCAGAAACACCAGGCGGCUCAAACAAAACAUCCCCUUGAUGGCACAGCAAGGGAGCAGCCAGCGCUAAAUCAGGAAGAGGCCCUCCCUCCUUCACCCAAAAAAGUAGCUACUAUUGUUUUGGAUGCUAAAUUGUCCCAAAAAGAAAAUAUUCCCACAGACACAGCAGCGAAACAGCUUAGUGACCCCAAGCAGUCAGACUAUACAUCGUUCCAUGACAGGGUCAGUCCUGAUGAACUGCAGAGCAGCAAACAAGAGCUUAGUUCAGUGUCACCGAGUCAGGAAUCUGGAGAGGGUAAAAAGGCCAUGCAGAACUAUGAGGGUUCACUGGUUGAGCACACCAAGCCCAAGAAGGUUUUCACUAUAAUUCUAGAAGCUGAUGUGCCUACGAAUGAGUCAAUGGACGGUCAGAUCAGAGAGCCCACAGAGAAAGGGAGCUCUGAGGUUUCAAUUUUACCAUCAGGGAACGGCUCUGGGGAUCAGCGAAAACAGCCAGAGAUAUCAAGGUUACCGGAAAAUAAUAGUACAUCUGCAGCAGACGGUGGUGGCUACGGAUCCCCCGAGUCAGUGCCCUCUGAAAUGGAAGCUGACCUUGACCAGUCCAAGCAGAGGUCACAGGACGUGCUGUUGCGGCCGGGGGUCUCAUCGGCCUCGUCUCUGGACACGGCACGCAGCAGCACUCUCACCGGGCCCGUGCGCAGAGUUGCUCAGAUAGUCCUGGAGUCUAAAGAGACCGACCCAAUUCACGUCGUUCAAACUCAGACCACACAAAAGGACUUGCAGGGGGCGAGCGCCUCGGGACAAUCACAGAGUAUCGAUAUCAGCCUGACGGUUACCAGAAACAAGCAACGUCAGGGACGGGACGUCGAUAGUGUGGCAUCAGAGAGGGCAGACGGAGCCGACGGAGCAACAGGCACCAGGAGGCCGGAGGCAUCUGAACAGGGAGUGCCUGAGGAGGCCAGUGUUGUUAACGUCUCUCCCGGGCACGGACCUGAUGCUGUUUCCAUUUCACACGCUGAAGAUAAAGUCGACAUGCAGACUCGCGGUACGGAGCUGUUACAAACGGACACGUUAUACCGAGAUGACCCAGAUCCCCAGGAGCCAACACACACCCAGUCACUCAAGAAAAUGUCUCCAGUGACCUCUAAAGCAGAAAUGCAUUCCCUGAAGGAUGACAGUACUGAUCUGCCAAAGAUAAUCCCAGAGCCUCAGGACCAGGCUAAGACCACAAAGGAAAGAAAAGUGCAACGGACUGCAAAGGAGCUGAUUGCUGGAGACGACGGGGCUUUAGGGGUCACUGUGGAAUUGCCCCGGGGACGAGAACAUGGAGACCCUCUUCUGGUCAUUCUGGGUGAUGCUGAGCCAGUGCUGGAAGCUCAAAGUCUCGUGGUGGGAGGCGAGCCAAUGGAAGCCGUCUCAUGCCUCCAGCCCACGGUGGCGGAACCAGCGAUCCGGCUCGGGAGGGCGGUUCACAGGGUUCUGGGCUGCCGGUACCAGCCGGCUCAGCUCAACCCUCAGGUCAUGGCCCUGCAGCUACAGGAAGCAGAAAGCUGCAGACAGCGUGUGCUACAGGAAGUGGCCGCAGUGUCUCGCCAGGAAGCGGACAGGGACCUGCAGUCCGAGGCCACGCAACGAAUGGAGGGUAGUUGGAGCGCCGCCCUGCUGGAUGCCUCAGCCACAGUGCAGGUCAAAGAGGCCCAGCUUCUCCAGGUCACGCAGUACCACCAGCAAACAGAGGCUCUGAGAGCCACCCUUCAGAGAUUCACAGCUGAGAUGGAGAUGCUAAACCUGGAUAAUUUGGGAAGCACUUCCAUUCAAGCGGAAAAAUUGCAGACAUUCCUGAAGGGGAUGGACCAGGAGAAGGACAAGAUAGGAGAACUGCUGCAAACCUGCUGCCAGGUAUCUGCCCACAUGAGUGAGGCAGAUGGACCGGUAGCGCUCCUUGCCCAGGUAGAAGGCCUUCAGAAGGGGUGGCAGAUAUUACAGGGGACCGCAGACAGAACCCUGAGGCAUGCCACAGCUUGUACAACAGAGACGUCUGCUGUGCUUCAAGAGGCCAAGGAACUAGAAAGCAAACUGGAGAACAUCCAGACAUCCAUGGAUUCAUUGCAGUCCUCAACACCACUCACAGAUUGCCAGAUGGCCGUGCAGCUUACUGUGUCUGCUUCUGAACUUACCACUGCUAAUGAGCAGUACUUCAAUCUUCUUGGGAUUUUUGAAGCGUUCAACCAAAACUUUCUCGGGAAGAAGGAACAGCAUGAGUUGGAAGAAAUCCUGCUGCACUUGAAGGCUCAGUUGGAUUAUACUCAAGAGCAGCUCCUCAGCAAUGCCACAACUGUGAGUGACACCUCAGUAGCUAAACUAAUAGAAGUAGUUCAGAACUUUCUUCCGUGGGCUAAACACGUAGAGCAACAAGUCGAAGCAAGGAGAAAAGUAGCUCUGUUCUCUGAGCAUGCCCACCACCAGCUUGCUAACAUGAAGAGGCUCCAGUCAGAGGUUUCUGUCAGGCAAAGCCAAGUCACACAUGUGGUGGAGGAACAGAAGGCCUUGCUCUCAGGCCUGAGGGAAGAUGAUGUUCCAGCGAUGUUAUCUUUAUUGGAGGAUUUAGAGGAUACUUAUCAAGUAAUUUCAGAAAAGAUUACUCAUGCAAUUGAAGAGGUGGACCAGGCACGACAGUCAAGAGAGAAAAUGUGGGCUCAGAUUUCAGAAGUCAGUACCUGGUUGGUGGCCUACAUCGAGAAGGAAAGUAGCAGGACCAGAGAUUCAAAGCUAAAGGCAAGCAUAGCAGACUUGAAGGUUGGACUACAGUGGCAUAGCGCUACCCUGAAAGAAGCUGAAAAGCAAACUGCUGUCAUUGAAGGCCUCUUGGAGCAGUGUUCCAUCAUAAUCCCUGACCUUAGCAUUGGAGAGAGCCAUUAUCUCAUUGACCGGCUUACAAUCCUGCAAUCAGAGGUCUCAGGGGUGGCUAGCUCCGAGCAAGCUGCUUGCUGGGAGCUCGAAGAGCUUCUUCACGCCCAGGAGGCCACAGCUGAAGAACUGGCCACCAUUCAGAAGAGCAUUAAGCAGAUAUCCAUGGACCUGGAGAGACAAAGGUUCCCGGUGACUAGUGCCUCUUUAUCUGCCGUUGAGCCACUGAGGCACAUGUUGGUUGAGUACCAGUGCCAUGUGCAAGAGCUUCAACACUGCCAGGAGUCGCAGAAGAAGGGGCUGCUGCAGACCAUCCACACCCUGCAGGCCAAGGCAAGGAUGCUCGACAUCCAAGCCCGUGAACACGAGAAGUACCUGAACUACAGGAAGCGAAUGGAGGACUCCAGGGAGAUGGUGAAGAAGAGGAUCCCUCAGACGAGUGACCGCACAGUGGACCAGAGAGAGAGGCUGCAGGUCUGCAGAGCCCUACUGAUGGAGCUCCCCCUGGUGAAGCAGCAGUGUCAGCAGGCUUCCGAUCAGCUGGAGGCCAUCUCGGGAGAUGUCUACCCAUCUCAGCUGACGUCCGAGCGCCAGAAAAUCCACCGUACGCUGGAGAGCUUGGCCACCUGGGAGCUGACCACUCACAACGAACUUUGCAGCAUUGAGCACAAGCUGUUAGAUGGGCUCGCUUGCCCGGCAGAUCUCACGGCCAUCGCUAAUGUCUUCCAUAAAGCCAGACAAGAGCUUCAGCGAGCUGCCUGCCUCGAUCCGAACGAGCAAGCCAUCGUGACGGAGUUGCAGAAGUGCUCUGCGCUUCAGAGGAGUAUGGAGAGCGCGCUACGAGUGCUAGAGGCUCUGGAGCAGAGAGGGGGCGCUGAAGAGGAGGCACUCAGAGAACUGUCUCACUACGGAAAGAAGAUCUCCAGAGAUUGCAAUAUUAGAAUGGACAAUCUGUCUCAGGCUUGGGAGGCUCUCAAAGACUAUCAGUGGUCCGUCCAAAGAGCGGUCAGGUUCCUGGACGACGCAGAGCCCCGACUCCUGUUGGACCUGACUGGCACCAGAGACUGCCAAGAGGAGCUGAAGGCCACCCAGCAGACCGUGACUGCCCUCAAGGAAAGCUUCAAGGCUCACGUGGAGCGUCUGGGGAACCUGGUGCCCAAGCAGACCUGCUUCUCCACCGUGGAAACCCAGAAGCUUCACAUCCAGGUCCUGAGCCUCCUGUUAGUGAGGGAAGCCAUGUUGGAGGCCCAGGGCCAGCUGAGGACAGAGACUUUGAACAAGUACAUUGAAGAGCAAAGUAAUCACAGGAAGAAGCACAUGGAGCUGCAUGAGCUCUUCCAGAACUUUGAGUCCCGUCUGAACGAAUGCCUUCUGCAGAAAGCCACGUCAUUUGAAGAAUGUGUGGAACAACAAGACAAGGCAAAGGGCCUCCAGGAGGAGGUGUGGUGCCUGGCUGGACGGCUGGAGCAGCUGAGGGGGAGCUGCCCGGUGCUGGCCCUGGGCUGUGGGGUGCGGGCGGAGCUGGGCCUGCCGCUGCUCUGGAGGCAGUGGGCCUUGCUCAAGCGCCGCGUCGGGGUCCUGCGGGCGCGCUCCGUGCAGAGAGACCAGGAGUGGAAGGACGCCUCGCUGAGUAUGGAGAGGUGCAGCCUGGCCCUGGAGGGCCUGAGCCGUGACUUGUCCGACCCCGCCGCGGUGAGGGGUUCCCUGGACGAGCUGCGGGCCGUGCUGGCCCUGACGGAGCUGCAGCAGGAGUGGCUGGACCGCGAGCAGCAGGCGCUGGCCUCCUCUCAGGCCCUCAUCGGCCGGCUCCUGGGGCCUCGCGCCAGCCGCGACCCGGACAAGCCCGUCCAGAUCUGCCAGGACCUGCAGAACCUCCAGAGCAACUGCAGGAGGCUAAGAGAGCAGUGCAUGCUGGUCCGGCGGACGGCACUGACGGAGAUCCAGGAGCGAGGCCGAGACCUGGAGGAGAUCGACGCCGUGCAGCAGAGGGUGGCGUCGUUGAUGCCGCUCCAGAAGGCCCAGCACGAUGCCCAUCAUGCCCAGGAGGCCAAGUUAGAACUGGGCAGUCAGCGAGCUAAACUGGAGGUAAUCAUCGAGGGAGUGAAGAAACGCUACCCAGAGGUUCCUCAGGAUCUCCAGGCUCCUCUACAGGAAGUCAGUCGCUCCCUGCAGGAAGUGGAAGACAAGCUAGCAGCAGCAGCAGCAGUCUCCUCCCAGCCGAGUGGCCCCCAUUCCCAGCACAGGCUGAGUGACCAGGUCAGAGAGGUCACUUCAGGUCUGGAGAAGGUCCAGGACCUGCUCCAGCAAAGCAGCACCUCUGUGGAGGGAGCCGAAGGCACAUUGAAGCGUGUGUGGGACGAACUGGACCAUUGGCACUCGCGUCUGGCUGUCCUGGAGGCUGAGGUGCAGGAGGUGGCCAUGGAGCAGCCUGACCAGGCUCACACCCUCAUGGACGAUCUCACCGACCCCCUGCAACUCUACCAGACGAUUUCCAACCAGGCAGAACAAAGGACAGCCUUCCUCAGCAGGAUCCCAGCUUGUCUUCAGGAGUACGAGGACCUGCUCAACAGCGCCGUCCACUGGCAGGAGGAGGCAAAGUCGUGGCUCAGCACGCCUCGCACCUACACCAGUGCCAAGUGUCUGCACGGUCAUGCCAUCUCACUUCAGAUGGUUCUAGAAGAUUCCGAGCGAAUCCGGGCAGCACUGGAGGCCUUUGUGCCCGUCAUGCAGGAGAUCUCGCCAGUGUGUGACACAGACGCCAUGCAGGUGCGCCUGGAUAAGACCAUCAGCAAAGUCACACACAUGCAGCAAAGCGUCAUUGAACCCCACGCCCAACUCCAGCACGUUGCAGAGGAGGUGGAUGCCAUUGAAGCAGAAGUGAAAACCAUGGAGAAGAACAUCACCAAGAUCAACGCCAUCUUGUCCAGCCUGGAGACAGAGAACGCAUCUGGCAAUGAGCAGUUACAAUACUGUCAAGUGAUUCUGGAAAACGUGCGCUCCAUGAGGCGGACUGUGUCCGAGAUCGAGCACUGCCGACUGGGCCUGGGGCUGCCCCGUGGUGCCGAGGACACCCUCGUCGUCUUCCAGCGAGCCCAGAGCCUCCAGCAGCCGCUGCAGGAGCUGGAGCAGCACACCCAGGAGCAGAGCGCCAGGCUGGAGGCAACCCUUGGGUUGUCCAUGGACUUCAGCCAUCAUCUUAGUGGCCUUGAUGCUGCAAUGUCCUCCCAUCCAGCUCUCCUCUCUCUCGGUGCUGAGGGAUCUAUGGGAACGUCGUUUUAUGGACCCACUGAUGAUGGUGAAGAUGAGGAUGAGGAGGACGAUGAAGGAAGUAUCCACUCGUCAUCUUCUGGAACACUGACGGGCAGUGUGGCUGAGGACCCAGAUGAGACAUUCGGGGAUGAUCAAGGUUAUGAGUUUGGAACUUCUUCCACUGUGGGCAUGGCAACAGUUCCAAAGUUAUCACCUCCCCGGGGCAAUACAUCAGCAUCCAAGGAAAUGUCAUUGGUAACCAUGGCAUCUGAGGACAUCGCCGAGGAGAUUGGGUCAUUAGCGCCAAAGGCACGAGGGACACCAGCCAAGAUACUUGAGACAACUGGCAGUGACCUGAGAGCUACUGAACACAUUAGCAAGGCAAACGGGGAGGCCAGGACUGAGACAGGAUGCGUUUACAAGGAGCCAGAUUUGACAAGCCUGACGGAGCCUGAACCAGUUCUGAAAGAUUUGAAAGAGUCCAUACCCAAGGAUUCACAAUCCAUUAGUAAGGAACCUGGUUCUCUGACCGUAGGGUCAAAAUCAGCCUCUGUGGAGGUUCCUUCCAUUGUCAGUAAUGCUGAGAUCAUGACCAAGGAACAAGCAUCAACAACAAAAGAAUUCACAUCAGUCAGCAACCAGCCAGCAAGUGCUCUCUCUUCACCCAGUGGUCAACCAAGACCUUCGCACACUAGAGUGACUGACUCACAGAUGGAAUCUGCAGCAGUGGGUGAUGAACUUCAGGGUUCGCCCACAGAAUCACUCCCCACCGUUCUCCAUGACCAGAACCUCCCAGCCUCCUCUGUCUCCAUGGAGAGCAUCGCUAAGCCCCCUGAGUCGCCUCCAGCAGGCCUGUCACCUUCAGACAAGACUCAUGGGCCUAAGGAAGACUCUCGUUUGCAUAACCUCAAGGAACCAGCGGAGUUGAGUAUGGAGGCUGCGAUUACUGUCCCCACCCAGGAAAAGACUCCUGCAAGACCACAGACUGCUGUUGACAGUGUACCAGCCCAGCCUGAGGAGGGUGCUAUAGCCAAAGGCAACCUCGCGAUCCUCCUGGGCAGCCUCUCAGGAAAGCCAGAGCUGGAGAGCCCUGCGUUCAUCUUACAGGAGGCUGUGGCCAAGCACACUGACCCCAGCACAGUCACAGCAGGCCAUCCCAGCCUACAGGGCGUGUCUGGCAGAGAGUUGACCUCUCUGAUCUGCCGUGCGGAGGCCACGGGGUCAGACGUGGAGCUGCAGGCUUGUGCCGAGGCUCUCCUGAGGGGUGUGUCCACUCUGCUGCAGCUGGGCAGCCAGCGUCUGCAGCGCAGCCAGGACACCAAACUCUGCAGCCGCAGCCAGCUGCAACCCCUGCUCAGCAGGCAUAAGAAGUUCUUCCAAGACGUGGGGCGCCACUGGGCGGUGCUGCAGUGUGCGUCCCAGCGACUGUCACCGGGGGCGCUGCAGAGCCUGGCUGAGAUGGAGGAGCAGGUAGUCGCGCUACAGAGACAAGCUGUGGACCAGGGUAGCCAGAUGCGCAGGAACUUGCAGGAGUGGAGCCAGUGGGAGGAGGCGAGUGGGAGGCUGGCCCGGUUGCUGGACGAACUGGAGGCCGGUAUGCCCAGCGAGACCCUCCAACAGGAGCCCGAGGGCCAACUGCAGGAGAGGGCAGCUGCACACCAGCACCUGCGGCAGCUUUUGGAGGAGAGCCGGCCUGAGUUUGGACUGGUCCUGGAUCAGUGUCGAGCCCUCGAGGGCAGGGGCUGUAGCCCUCUGGGCACCAAAACCACUGUGCCAGGAUCAGGCCUGGAGCUGCGCUGGGCCUCGGUGCACAGGAGGCUGACGAUGGAGGAGACGCUCUCAGAUCGGAUCAGGCAGCAGUGGGAGAGGUUCCAGCGAGACUCCCAGUCCCUGCAGGAGUGGUUGAUCGAGGCCAAGGGUCAGCUGGAGGCCUGGGGAUGCCACUCCGAAUCAGAGCCCCGGGAUCUCAGCUGGAUCCAGCUCACACAGCUCACGGGUCUGGGUCAGCAGGCGGAGUUGCGGCGUGCCCAAUGGUCUUCUGCCUGCGACGCUGGCACGCAGCUGCUGCAGCUGAUGGACAGCGAUGCCCCGUGCCUGCGGGAGCGCCUGGCACAGCUGAACCAGAGCUGGGCAGACGUGAUGUCCACCCUUCCGACGCUGCAGAGCUGGACGAAGCAGAUCCUGGGUGCACUGCCUGCCCAUGCGCUGAUGUCGGACCUGGGCGCUUGGCUGGACGACGUGGAGAAGAGAGUGGACGAGCAGGAGGUGGAGAUCGUCCAGGAGGCCACGGAUGUCGCCGGACACGCCAGUCAGCUCAAACGCUGCCAGGAUCUGAAGGCUGAGAUCUGCGGUCAGCAGCCCUGCGCGGAGCAUCUGGUCCAGCUGGUGGAGGAGGCCGGUCACGUGAAGGACGAGGCCAACCGAGAGGAGAGGACACUUCUGGCCGAGCAGGUCGGAGCUCUUCACCUGCGCUGUGUCCUGCUGCAGGCCAAGGCCGACCACCAGGUGCGGCAGGUGGAGGAGCGUGUGCACGUGUGCUCCCAGAGAGAGGUCCGUCUGCAUCGCUUGCGCAGCUGGCUCUCCGCACACAGGGGGAGGCUGAGUGGGUACGAGAGACCAGACAGCUGCUUCCACAUAGAGAAGGCCCUACAGGAGCUUCAGGACAUUGAGGAGAAACUCAGUCUGAAAUCCGCGGAUCUGCUGGAGUUGAAGGCUGUCCGUCUCUCCGAGGAUAAGGAGCACCCCAGUGACCAGACCUUCUCUGCGCAAGUGGACGCUGUCUCGAAGGACCACUCGCUUCUUUCACAACAGGUGGCCACCCUCAGACCCUCGCUGUGGCAGGUCCGGGAUCAGUGGGUCGGCUUUGAGAGGGAGCUGGCAGAGGCCACGCUGGUCAGCGCCAGAACCCAGUACAGUCUGGAGCAGCGGCAGAGGACGCCAUGCCUGUCCCUACAGGAGAGCAGUGACCACGUGGACCACAUGCAGGCCCUGCAGCAGCAGGCAGAGGAGGGGGCAGACCUCUGGUCAUCUGUGGACGCUGCACUGGUCAGCCUGAGCGAGCGAGUGAGUUCUGGUGCCGUCCGCCUGCUGACGGAGAGAGUGGAGACGGAGAGAGCGCGGUGGAUGUCGGUGGUGGAGGUGGCGAGAGAGGAGCACGGGCGGAGUCGGGCGCUGCUGCUGUUGUGGCAAGAGUAUGUCCGUCUGACGGGCAUCUGCUCUGGGCAACUCACGCAGCUCUGGGAGCAGUGCCAAUUACCCCCAGUAGCCACAGCAGGAGCCCCUGCAGACACAGAGGGAGACCCCGCGGAGCACAUCCAAGCCAGCCUGGAGUUUCUUAGCGAUAUUCAACAGGGAAUGGAGGGUUUGCAGACUAGUGUAGGGGACGUAUUAGAGGCUGCCAAGCUUCUCAUUGGCCAGAUAGAACCCCAAGGAGCUGCUCUGAUCCAAUCAGAGACCAGGUUGUUAUCACGUGACAUUGUUCACUUGGGCCAGGCACUUAUUUUGAGACGGGAGCAACUUCAGGAGGACUUGGAGCAGUAUCAGAACUUCCACGGUCUGCUGGACUCCCUGGAGCUCCACCUCAGGGGCUUUGAGAGUGGCCUCCUCAGACCCAAGUCCACUCUGGACAACCUCAAGAGGGGUCUGCAGGAGCUGAGCGGCCUGGCUCCUGACCUGGGCACUCUGAACGAGCUGAGCCUCGGCCUCCGACUGACCCACAUGGCUGAGGGGAGACUCAGGACACUCAACGACCAAUGGCUGCAGGUCUUCAUUCAGGCCACAGACCGAUACAGGGAGAUGCACACCAAGCAGCUAUCUAGCCAAAGCUUUAAGCAGCGGUGUGAGGACUGGUUUUCCCUCCUGGAGAAGAUGGAGGCUGACCUGGCCACAGACGUCUGUUCCACCCAGCCAGCCAUUCGGGAGCAGCUUACGCGUCACCAGAGGCUGAAGGUGGAGAUGUUUGUUGGGCAGCAGCUUCUCCAGUCAGUGGUCAAGGAGGCCCAGCGGCUUCUCGAGAGUGGUCCAUCCAAAGACAGCAGCGACUUGAUCGUUAGGCUGACGGAGCGGCAGGAGCGCUGGCAGGAGGCCCUACGAUUGGCCCAGACGCGCGGCACCCUGCUGCACGGAAUGACGGGCCAUUGGAGGCUCCUGUCCGGAGGCCAGCGGAGGCUGUGGAAGCUGCUGAGUGACCUGGAGACUCUCCUGCCCCCUGCUGGCCUGGCGGCAUGCAGUCUGCAGCAGCUCCGGGGCAUCACCCGUGACUUCCAGUGGGCUCAGAAGGAGCUCCAGGACCACGCAGCUCUGUACACUCAGGUGCUGAAGGCCGGGCGAGAGCUCGUCCCCAGGCUGGACGGACCGGCCCAGACCCACGUGCAGGAGGACCUGGACGCCCUGAGGAAGUCCUGGGAGGACACGCAAAGGCUUCUGGGAGUCAGGAAGGCUCUGGCGGAAUCUGUCCUGCUGACUUGGAAGCGCUGUGAGACAGGACUAGCCGAUAGCGCACACAAGUUGGAGGAGAUCAAAGCCAGUCUGGAGCAGCCGCUGCCAGACAAUCUGGAGGAGUUGUGCAAAGAGGAGAACCUCUCCAAGGCGCAUCAGGAGGCUCUGGAGGUGUGGGGCGGACGACUGCGCGAGCUGGACACCAUGAAGGCAGACGCCUCUCAGUACGUGCUGGCCGGCGACACAGCACUGCUCCAGGGACAGCUGGACCAACUGAGUGGACACUGGGAGGAACUCUGCCUCAAGGUGUCCCUGCGUAAGCAGGAGAUCGCCGACCGGCUCCACGCCUGGGUGGUGUUCAACGACAAGAACAAGGAGCUGUGCGAGUGGCUGCUGCAGAUGCAGAACAAGGUGGCCCACAGCGGCGAACACCUCAGCAUCGAGGAGAUGGUGGACAAACUCAAGAAGGAUUGCAUGGAGGAGAUCAACCUGUUCAGCGAGAACAAGAGCCACCUCAAGCAGCUCGGGGAGCAGCUCCUGUCCGCCAGCGACAAGACCAAGGAGGCCGAGGUGCACGGGGCCAUCCGCGACGUCAACGCCCGCUGGCAGAGCCUCUUCGACCACAUCGAGACCAGGGUGAAGAAGCUGAAGGAGACCCUGGUGACGGUGCACCAGCUGGAUAAGAACAUGAACAACCUGCGCACCUGGCUGAGCGGCGUGGAGAGCCAGCUGUCCCAACCCGUCCUCUACAGCGCCUGCCACAGCCAGGAGAUCCACAGGAGACUGGCAGAGCAGCAGGAGUUACAGCGUGACAUCGAGCAGCACAAGGACAGCGUGGCGUCGGUACUGGCGCUGUGUGACGCUCUGCUGCGUGACGAGGACGCGUGCGAGAGCAGCGCAGGAGGAGGAGGAGGAGGAGGAGGAGGUGGAGGAGGAGGUGUUGUGGAGGGAGACUCCAUCCAGCAGACCACACGCAGCCUGGACCAGCGCUGGAGGAACAUCUGCUCACUGUCCCUGGAGAGGAGGCUCAGGAUUGAAGAGACGUGGAGGCUGUGGAGUAAGUUCGAGGAGGACCACUCACGCUUUCAGGAGUGGCUGAAGGGGGCGGAGCUUGUGGCCGCCAAUCCCAACUCCUCCGAAGUCCUCUACACUGACGCCAAGGAGGAGCUCAAGAACUUCGAAGGCUUCCAGAGGGAGGUGCACGAGCGUCUCACCCAGCUGGAGGUGAUCAACCACCAGUACCGGCAGCUGGCCCUGGAGCACCGGACCGACUCGUCCAGCCAGCUCAAGGCCACGGUGCGCCUGGUCAACCAGCGCUGGGAUGCGCUGCAGAGGCGGACAGCGGCCAUCCUGCGGAGGCUUAGGUAUUUCACGUCUCAGAGGGAGGAGUUUGAGGGGACCAGGGAAGGCCUGCUGGUGUGGCUGACGGAGCUGGACCUUCAGCUGACCAACGUGGAGCACUUCUCCGAGAGCGACAUCCACGAGAAGCUCAAGCGCCUCAACGGCUUCCAGAAGGAGAUCACCUUGAACACCAACCGCAUCGACGAGCUCAUUGUGUUCGGCGAGGCACUCAUCCAGCGCAGCUGUCCUUGCGACGCCGCGCACAUCGAGGACGAGCUGGUCGAGCUGCACACCUACUGCCAGGAGGUGUUCCGGCGCGCCGCCCGCUUCCACCAACGUCUGACCAGCCCGCACCCCGAGCUGAAGGAGGAACCGGAGCCCCAGCAGGCUUCCCCAGAGACAGUGCCCAGGCAGGGUGCCUCCUCGGUGGGGGAGCAGCAGCAGCCUCUGGCCCCUGCCCCCGCGUGCCUGGUGGCUCCUCUGCUGGAGCGCUCUGGUCGGGAGACCCCCGUGAGCGUGGACUCCAUCCCGCUGGAGUGGGACCACACGGGGGACCUGGGCGGCUCAUCCUCCCAUGAGGACGACGAGGAAGGGACGUACUACAGCACCCUCUCAGAUGUGCAGGUGACUGAGAGCGCAGAUGCGUUCGUAAAGGCCACCGCCCACUCGCUGGGGGAGACCUCGGGUCCAGGCAGGUCCCUGUCUAAGUCUCAGAGCUGGCACUCCCAAGACUCCCAGCUGGACCUCACUGACAGCGCAGGACACACACCCAUCCAAACCAGCACGCCGCACAAACACGGAUAUGUGCGUCUGAUGUCGGAGUGCAGCGGCAGCAUCAAGAGUGUGAAGCGCGUGUCUCUGAUCCUGGAUGAUGAGGAGCAGCAGGAGGAGCAGGGCCUCACUGGACUCACCACUGCAGAUAAGCAGUCAGGAGUGAUCGAGCGCUGGGAGCUUCUACAGGCGCAGGCCAUGACCCAGGAGCUGAGCAGCCAGAGAGACCCCCAGCAGCUGACCUCUGACCUCAGCGACAUCACUUCCUGGCUGGGCCAGGUGACGCCCGAGCUGCAGCAGCUGCAGAAGCCGGAGCCGGACGCCACCAUCGAGGCCAUGGAGGCCAAAGUCCGGCAGCUCAAGGAGAUGCAGAAGACCUUUGCCCGCUACAAGGCCAUGAUGCUCUCCCUGAACCUGGGAGGCCAGCAGCUCCAGCAGCAGCAGCAGCUUCAUCAGCAGGGUGGCAAGGGUGGCAAGGGUGGCAAGGGUGGCGAGUGUUCGGGCGAGGGUGGCGCGGAGAGGCCCGAGGGCCCGGAGGACCUGGGGCGGCUGCAGGAGGACCUGCGCUCCAUGAACCAGGGCUGGACGGAGGCCUGCUCGCGCCUGGAGGCCUGGGAGAGCAGCCUGCGCACCACACUCAUGCGCUGCCAGGAGUUCCAUGAGACGCUGCACGCCCUCCUGCUGUGGCUGGCCCAUGCGGACAGCAGGCGCUACACGGUGGACAUCCGCGACGAGGCCACCUCGCUGACCGCCCUGCGCGACCACAUGGCCACGCUAAAGGGCCUGGAGGAGGAGCUGCGUGAGCGCCAGAGGCAGGUGGGCUCUCUCCAGGAGCUCACGGCCCAGCUGCUCCCGGAGGCCAGCGCGGAGGACAGCAUCGAGGCCCGCGAGAAGCUGCACGUCAUCGGCAACAAGCUGCGGCUGCUGCUGCGCCAAGUGGGCCAAGACCUCUCCACCGUCCAGAAGCGACUGGACUCGGCUGAAUCGCCACAUCAGAGCAGGCAGCUGGCAAGAAUCCCGGGAUCGAAGGAUUCCCCAUCGGAAGCAGGAGGCAAACGAUCGCCAACAGGCAGCAGGGUGGAGAAGCGCGAGCCGUCCCCCCAGCGCUCCUUCUUCCAGCGGGUGCUGCGCGCCGCCUUCCCCCUGCACCUGCUCUUCCUGCUGCUGCUGGUGCUCGCCUGCCUGGUGCCCCUGUCCGAGGACGACUACAGCUGCACGCUCGCCAACAACUUCGCCCGCUCCUUCUACCCCAUGCUGCGCUACACCAACGGGCCGCCGCCCACGUGACGGGCGACAUGAGACACACACGUGCACACACACACACACACACACACACACACACACAAGCACACACACAGAGAGACUGAAGCACAUCAUGUAUGAUGUGGGUGCUAGUGUUUUUGGAACCGUUGUUAUCUGAGGAUGGUUUCAGCUGCACGGUCCCCAAUAACUUCACCCGACUCCAUCCAUCUGAGGAUAUUGUGCAACACCAGUGACCCGCUGCCUAUGUUCCAUGCACUCACACACAUGCACACACACACACACACACACACAUAUACUGUUAUAUUAUAUAAUGCAAAACAAUGAUCUGAUACACACAAAUGUAGGCUGACUCUGAGGCACACAUAAUAGUACUGGACACACGUACACACACACACACACACACACACACACACACACACACACAAUGACCAAUUGGCUGGCCUGCUUCCAAAGCUGACCCAUCCAUUCUCUCUGAUCUCUCCAAAGGGAGAGGGAGAAAAUGCCGCUACUGUCCCAAAAAAAUAGAGAAAGAGAAAGAAAAAAAAACUAUUUUUAAAACAUCUGUUAUUUAUGAAUUUAUGAAAAAUUAUGAUUUUUUGUACUAUUUAUUCCCGGAGAGAUAAAAAGAAGCCAUACUACUGAAUGAAUUUUGAUGUAACAUUUCCUCUGAGACACUUUGUGAAACUUUGGCUGAAAUUUUCUAACAAUUAAUGUGCAAGAUAUAGCAAAGCUGAUUUUCUGUUUGUUUUGUUUUAUUUGGUUUUUGUAGCUCCAGUUAACUUUUUUCCUAAAUCAUGAUGGGGCAAUUGCUCUGUCGCUAGUUUGGAGUUUAACACGGUUUUAAACUCGGUGGUGACGCAAGAAGUCACGUGACGACUUAAGCUCCAUUGCUGUGUCAUAUGCACCUGUGGUUUAACCUGCUGCUGCGUUUUACCUUGAUCUCAAUUGCUGUGUCUUCAAGGGAAUUCAAAUCACCCACUAGAGGGCGCAUUUAAUGCGUGUUAGUCUAAUCUCGGAAAGGACAUGGUUUUGCGGUAGACUAAACCAUAGUUUGCAGGAUAGCAAGAUAGGUGACAGCUUACGCUUCAUAAACCGACACAUACACACACUGUUGGCUAGUUUGGACUUAUUACACAGUAGGCUACAAUAAAGGCUACAAGAUAGCAGUUGCUUAAGUUGGCAAAUGCCUAACUACAAAUGUACAAAGAACGAGUAGGCCUAUUCGUAAAAUAGCCUAACGCACGGUAGAUCGUACCAUCAACCCUCGAUUAUGGUCUUUAUUUAGGCUACUUAGGCUGCGCAAAGCAUUUAUUUGAGGCAGACUUCCAGGCAAGAACUUUUGUUACCUGCGUUUUAUUGUGAGACCAGAGAGACAUGCGUUUUGUUAGCGGCACCGGCAGGCUAUUAAAAGCAGUAGUUUUCAGUUUAGUUUGGGGUUUAAUUUACUUUUUGACUGUUUGGUGAUGUUGCUAAAUGUAGAGACUGAUGGGCACUGAAAUAUUAUUAUAUUUGAAGGUUCACUAUUACGUUUCAUGUCGUUGAAAGGGAUUUCCACCCGCUGUUUGCGGGAGGCGCUUUCAUUCAUUCAAUGACUGAAUAGAAUAUGUAAGGGAUAAUCAAAGACGCGCCGUGCGUUUAUAGGAAAAUAAUGCACGUUCGAAGUGGUAAUAGGGACCCGACGCCGCAGGCGGAGGGGACUUUACACUUCGAUAUAAGUGCAUCAUUUUCCUAGAAACGCACAGGGCGCGUCGUUGAUUAUCCCUUACAUAGAAUAGAAUAGAAUAGAAUAGGUACUUGUUUCAUCCCGUGAGAGAACCAACCAACCAGCGGCGCUCGGGGAGCAGUAUGAUUUGAAAACGUCUGCCCCUAUCCGACACACUAACAUGCAUUUCACAGGCAUUAAAGACAGUUGUGACAUUAUGUAGCCUACACCGCACAGAUGCAUUUUGCCUGGCCAUGGUGUAGUCCUGUUUAGGCUGACAAAAUACGUAGCCUAGUCCCACAUGGAUUCGUAAAGGCUGGAAUGCGCACGGAGCCAUGGAAUGUGGGUUUAGUGCCCAGCAUAAUUUGUCCAUAGUUGGGCUGAAGUGUGGCGAUUAAAAGGCUUAUUUUUGCUCCUCCGUGUAAUGUUCUAUUUAAUUCGUGACAAUUGAUUGAUUGACUGAUUUAAUGUUAUAAAUAGCAUAGCCUACUGGAUAAGAUUUCAGAUUUCCACAAAAGUAGCCUAGACUAUUUCAUGAUAUAUUUCAACAUUAUUUGCGUUUUAUUAAAAUGUACUUUACAUUUCCAACGUGUUUUGGCACUUAGAGCGCAUUUAGCCACAAGAGUCAUAAAAAGUAUCCCGUCAAAAUCCUGAAAUGCGUUAAGACUGUUGAAUUACGAUUGCAUCUGCUGGGGUAAAACUCAAAACAGCGUACUUCCGGCUUCCAGGCAGUUUAACCCCAGUAACUAGGAAUCAGCUGAUCCUGUCUCAUUUCUGACACAGCAAUCACGUUAAACUUUGUGCGCAGCUGCGUGUUAAACUCCAAAACCUCCGUUUUAAGGAGCACGGUUUUAAAUCGUAGCACAGCUAGCACAAUGCUAACUGACAGAGCAAUUGGCCCGAUAUGACCUGAAAAAAACAAACAUUAUUUUGUUGUAAUGUUUUAGUCAUGAAACAAGCACAGUAAGAAGUUCUGGUGUAAUUAUUUGAUUUUAUUUUGCUUGAUAUGUUUUUGGAACUACAGUGCCUGCUUUAUACUCUGCUGUAGAUUCUAUAAUAUGGACGUGUGUUGAGAAGUUACAAAAACAUCUCGGGGCCACUGGAGAAUAACUACGAUCUAGUGAUAAACAAGGACAAGAAAGAAACGCACGACUUACUCAUUUUAUUCUCUUAGCCGCACUGUUUGUCACAUAAUUCAGUUUUAUUCUGUUGUUUUAACUCGUUACUUCACAUGGAUCUUGAUAUCUUUAUCCAUGUUUAAAAUGCUGAGUUACUGCCGCAUUUGAAAGCAGUGACUGAACGGUCGAGGUUGGUUUCAUAUUUGAUGUAUGACUGUUUUCGUAGUGUAAAUAUUUCCUUGGUGACCAGGGCAUCCUUGAUGCCAUGGUCAUCACACACACAUAGAUGACUUUUGAUUGUCUAUUUAUGAGAGCAAUUGGUGUGUGUCCAACCGCUGACAAUAAACAUGGUUUGUCAUUUUCAA